UCACCCUUCUUCUAGGUAGCGGCAGCUCUCACAUCGCAUUCUGAAUCUCUGACAUUGACAAGAACUUACUUUCCCUUGCCGAUCCAGUAGCGAGAUGGAGGAGGAGGAAGCUUCGGCGGAGCUGAUCAGCCCCAGGAUCUCCUUCUCGCACGACCUCGCGGCCUUCGCCGCGGCAGCGACGACAUGUCCGGGCACCACUCUGCUUGAGCCAAGGCGGUCGGACGCGUCCCUCAUGCCGCGGCGGAGGCGGCGGCGCGCGCCGGAGCCGGAGUUCGACUUCGCCAACGCGGCGGCCGCCGACGUCGCGCCGGCCGACCGCCUCUUCGCCGACGGCAAGCUGCUCCCCGUGCCGCCGCUGCCGCCGACUGCUCCCCAUUCACGCGCCAAGCCGCCCCAGGCCGCUGCCUGGCAGAAGGCGCCGCGGUCGUGGGCGUCCCCGUUCGCGCGCAGCAGCAGCGUCAACUCCGCCAGGGCGGCCGCGUCGGCGGCGUCAGGGAGGUUCACCUGCCCGGCGUUCCCGCUCAUGCGGAGCCGGUCGACCGGCUCCGCGGCGGCCACGGUCGGCGCCCACCAGCGGCCGCAUUGCAAGAAAGUCGCUCCGACGACGACGACGGCCGCAUCCGGUGGCGGUGCGAGGUCAGUUUACUACUACGGAUACGGGGGCGGCAGGAACGCUGGCGACGGCCAUGGCGGCGGCGGGGUCCGGGUGAGCCCGGUGCUGAACGUGACGUCCAUCGGCACCAGCGUGGUGAACAUGCUGAGCCACCUGCUCUGCGACUGCGGCGAGAAGGCCGGCAAGCAGCAGAGCAGGGGCUUCGGAGUGCGCUGCUGGGUAACCAGAUAGUAGUACUAGCAGUUGUACUACAAGUUAAGCGCACUCGUUAAUUACUGAUUGAUUGUCCACUUGUCGCCACUGUUGCUUGUAAGUAAGUAAGAUGGAAAGAUGAAUCAAUCCAUGUGAAUCGUGACCGAUUGAUGGAUUGCUUUGUGCAUGCAUGGGAUGGGAGGAGGGCCCUUUUGGUUGUGUCGUUGGUUAGUGGCAGAGCAUGUGGUGUUGUGGGGAGGAAAGAAAGACCAUUGGUCCGAUCCACCAUGAGAGACCGACGGAGUGCAUGGCAGCAUGGGGAUUCGGUGUCCCCAGCCGGCCGGGUUUCCUGCGGGGCGGGGCUUGCUUGGCGUUGCAGCAUGUCUCUGUCUCUCGCACGGAACACACAGUCUUAGUACUACUUAUUUGGUUGCAAGUGGUGUCAUACUUUAUCAUGUGUCAAUCAUGGAGUACGUAUAUAUGUACAGGAUCGUGUACUCGUUUGAUCGCGUAAGCGCAACAUUUUGCAAGCGAUCCGAAUGGUUUCCUCGUACUUCCAUUCUUCGCGGCGUGUUCCAGUAAAGCUGAUCCUAGCCGUUGGUAGGACAUCGGCAGCGAAGCUCUGCCUGCGUGUCUCGCCGGCCGGCA
Molecule: messenger RNA, 1453 nt
Organism: Triticum urartu
Lineage: Eukaryota; Viridiplantae; Streptophyta; Magnoliopsida; Poales; Poaceae
Product: membrane-associated kinase regulator
Source: RefSeq, a predicted model, not a curated record